UUUCUUUUCUAUCCUACUUUGAUUUCCGCCCGCGCUUUCUCUUUGCGGUACGUAACGCUUAGUGGCGCUGUCUACGCUUUUUAGCGGUGUUACUUAGUUUUGUUGUUUUGAUUGAAGGCAAGGUCUAGUCAGGUGUGGUGUUUGAAAAGACAGGAAAUCGCCGCUUUUGGGCGAUUUUUACCUGUGUCCAAUUUGUUUUGGUUACUUACCGGCGAGUUUAAGUGCCAUUUCGUUCUCUAACUCUCGUCGAAAAUGGUGUGGGACGAUGCUGUGCAGUUUUAUAAUAGAACAUUCAAUGAAAUUGGUGAUCCUCGUGUUGCAAAUUGGGUUAUGACACAGAGUCCUUUUCUCACGCUUUUUAUAUGUAGCUUAUAUGUUUACGUAGUCAAAUUCUUUGGUCCUAGUCUAAUGAAAAAUAGAGAGCCUUUAGACAUCCGGUGGUUGAUGGUUUUUUAUAAUUUUAUGAUGGUUAUAUUCAACUUUUUAAUAUUUUAUGGUUUUGGAAUUUAUGGUUGGUUUGGUUCAUACAGUUAUAAAUGUCAGCCUGUUGAUUAUUCAAAUAGUACUGAAGCACUUGGUAUGUUGAAAGUUUGCUGGUGGUUUUAUAUAUCAAAGAUGGUAGAGUUUACAGAUACAAUAUUUUUUGUUAUGAGGAAGAAAUUCAAUCAAAUUACCACCUUACAUGUAGUUCAUCAUGGAAUAUUGCCUAUGAGUGUAUGGUUUGGCCUCAAGUUCACUCCAGGUGGCCAUAGUACAUUUUUUGCAUUCAUAAAUUCUUUUGUCCAUGUUUUAAUGUACUGCUACUAUGGUUUAGCUGCAAUUGGACCUCAUAUGAAUAAGUAUCUGUGGUGGAAAAAAUAUAUGACCAGAAUUCAAAUGAUUCAAUUCGUCAUGAUCUUCACUCACGCAUUUCAAUUGCUGUUCAGAGAUUGUAAUUAUCCACAAGGUUUUGCAUGGUGGAUUGGAUUCCAUUCUGUUUUAUUCUGGUUCCUUUUUGCUGAUUUUUAUAGAAGUACAUAUCGCAAAGCUAAAGCUCUCAAAGCAAAAGAUACCGAAAGAAAUGAAACUGCACAAACAUUGAAAAAUGGCUUCGCAACAAUGAACGGUCACAGCUUUUCCUGCGAAAUUGCAAAUAGUUGCACAAACCAAAAUGGACUUUCUAGCAGUAAUGGUAUACACAGUCAUACAGAUAGUACAUCAGAUCUUUCCAAUGGUUAUUUAAGCCAAAGUGAUCUAGUAGAACCUAGUGUAGAAAAGAAAGUUAAUUAAAUAAAUUAAAUCUAUAGUUUCAAUUUUAAUUGUAAUGUUAUAUAGGUAUUGUAUAAUUGCAUUGUAUUAUUGAGGAAUCUCAGGCACUUUGGGUACAAAAUUAUGUGAGGCAAGUUUUUUAAUAUUAUUUUUAUAGACUACAUUUGUAAUGUAUAAUGAAGUUUGUUUUAGCUGUACACCCUUAUUUAUUUGAAAUUUGUAAGCUUAAUAGCACACAAUUGUACAGAAUUUCUAAUACUACUUAUAAAUUUAAGUAAGAUAUAAAUUUAUGAGAAAAUAUUUUUAUAUUUGCACUGUUAAAAUUUGUAUAGCAUAAACUCAUUCUACAUUUCGCUAAAUCUGUGGUAUUUAUGAAAGUUUAAAGUGCAUGUUUAAUAACAGUAUUACUUUACUAGUUGCAUUUAAUAUAACUACCAUUUGCAUUUUUACUAAAAUAACUUUUUGUCGCAUCUUUUGAUGUAAUACUAAUUUCUCUCCCCUAUAUGUAGCAAAAGGUAUAAAAAAAAGUAACAACUUUGAUUAUUUUCUCUUUUGAUGUCUUCAUCUUUAGGGUCAUGUAAGAGUUGUUAUAUUGCAUUGAGAUAUUUGUGUUAUUUUUUAGUUGCAUUUCUUGUUUGUAAUUAUUUCAUGGAAAAUAUGUAACAUAUUAGGUGAAAUUUUACCCCGUUUUUGACUCACAUCAUGAAAACAGCUUUGUAUUUUUAUAUUAUGAGGUUAGUGAUAGUUAUUGAGUUGUUUAAAAUAGCAUAGUUGUUUUAUUUUUGUUUUGUAAAUUUUUUCUAUUGUUUUUCAUAAAUAGAUACUAUAAAAAUGAAGUGUUAAUUCAGUAAAAGCUUUUUUUUUUACUAGUCAAUGUUCUAUAUCUAUAAGAUGAGCUUUCGCCCAAAACUUUUCUUUACUAGGUCUAGUGUUAUAUUGUUUUUGUCAUUAUGUCAGAGCCGUGGAGUUUGAGUUGAUGUCAAUUUUGCAAAAGUUAGAAAAAUUUACUUAACGUUGCCGAAAAGUUAGAUUCUAUAGCUAAAUAAAAAAAUAAAAAAAGGAAGUCUUUUGAGUGCAUGAAAAUUAUUGUAACAUAUAUUUUUAAUUUCAUAUAUUUAUAAUUUAUGGCUCAUAACAUAACUACCUAACAUAUAUUUAUAAUUUCUAGCUCAUUUCUUACAAUGGUUUUGCAUAAUUUCAUUCAAUGGUUUUGCAUUUUGCAUAAUAGUUUUUUUUUAAUUGUUAUGAUGUAAUAAAAAUGUAAUUGCAUAAUAAAAAUUGAAAUAUACAUAAUUUAUAAUUAGCACUUACUUAAUAGCACUUCAUUAAUAAAACUAAUAAAUAUUAAUAGGCUACAAGUCAGUUGGAAUCUUAGAAAAGUUAGAAGUUGAACAUAUCUGCUCAUAACUCUGCAGCUCUGCAUUAUAUAAAAAUAUUUUAAUAAUUAGAAUGAUGGCAAAUGUGGAAUCACAAUGUUUAUUUACUAUUAAAAUGUUUUAAAGUAAAGCUUAAAAAUUCUUUUUUAAAUUGAAGGUACUUAGUAGGGAAACGUUCUCAAGGUAAAGGCAUAGAAUUUUACGAAAUAUUUACACAAUGGAAAAUGCUAUUAAAAUCUAUGAUUUGAAAAAUAACCUGAAUUAUUUCAUUUGGAGAAAAGUAGUAUAAUGAAUGAGGUUAUAUGUGGAGAGCAGCAGUUUCGCCGCAAGUAAAGCUAGAUUUAAUGUUUUUAGAUUUUUUGUUUGUUGAGG
Parasteatoda tepidariorum (common house spider) is the source of this 2996-nucleotide messenger RNA. Its product is annotated as very long chain fatty acid elongase AAEL008004. Gene Ontology annotation, cellular component: endoplasmic reticulum membrane. Gene Ontology annotation, molecular function: fatty acid elongase activity. Gene Ontology annotation, biological process: sphingolipid biosynthetic process; fatty acid elongation, monounsaturated fatty acid; fatty acid elongation, saturated fatty acid. The record is from RefSeq and is a predicted model, not a curated record. Lineage: Eukaryota; Metazoa; Arthropoda; Arachnida; Araneae; Theridiidae.